Messenger RNA from Penicillium lagena, 246 nucleotides. RefSeq lists its product as uncharacterized. The record is from RefSeq and is a predicted model, not a curated record. The coding region runs from base 1 to 246 and encodes 81 amino acids. NCBI's taxonomy places the organism in Eukaryota, Fungi, Ascomycota, Eurotiomycetes, Eurotiales, Aspergillaceae. The transcript has a single exon.
AUGCAUGCCCCGGCCCCGGCCCCCGCCCGGGGCCAAAAACGCCGUCGCGAAGACGAGCCCCGCCGCGCCGACAAGAAGGCCAAGAAGGCCAAAGACAAGGAUGGGGAUGUCCCCAUGGAGGAGGCCAAGACAGGCGGUCCCGAGUCCGCGGAGCUCGCCCUGGCUGCCGCCAAGGCGAACUUGAAGUUCGCCAAUGAGUUGGCGGAUGUGCCGCCGCUCCCCCCAGACGACGAGGAGGGCCUGUAA